CGGGCUGGGGCGCGGGCGGAGCCGGGCCCGCGGGGCUGCUGCGGGGCGAUCGGGCCGGGCUGCGGGCCGCGCUAUGGACUCUCGUGUCCAGCCUGAGUUCCAGCCUCAUUGAGCCAGCCGCCCCUAAGAGCUUCCUGCCCAGGAAGCCCCCCAAGCACUGACCAUGUCUAUAAUGGACCACAGCCCCACCACGGGUGUGGUCACAGUCAUUGUCAUCCUCAUUGCCAUUGCUGCCCUGGGGGCCCUGAUCCUGGGCUGCUGGUGCUACCUGCGGCUGCAGCGCAUCAGCCAGUCAGAGGACGAGGAGAGCAUUGUGGGGGAUGGCGAGACCAAAGAGCCCUUCCUCCUGGUGCAGUACUCGGCCAAGGGACCAUGCGUGGAGAGAAAGGCCAAGCUGAUGACCCCUAAUGGCCCAGAAGUCCGCGGCUGACCUGGGAUGCGAGGCUCCUGGUCCUGUGUGCAGCCAGCCAAGAGGCGCUGGAAGGAAUGAAACCACACAGACGUGCUGUUGUCUCAGAGGAAGGGUUAACACUUGCUGGCAUGGCCUCAGCAGGCUCCAUCACUGCAUGCACCCGGGGCCCCGCUGUCCUGGGCUUCCCCUUGGCCUCCUGGGGGGCCGCCCAUUGCAGGCAGUGGGUAGGCCUGACUUUGCUGGGGCUCACGGCCCCACAGCGCUUUGUUACUUGAAUGUUCAGCUGAGCCUGUUCUUGAUGGAGCUACUACUGUAAUGCGUGAACUAACAAACCUGUGAACUGUAAAUAGGUCCCCAGAAGCAUGUGCUUAAGCGUCUUUGCUGAUUUUUUAAAAUAUCCUAUGGAGCACAUGGGACUGGUUUGAUGACCGUGCUAAUGAUGAGCUAAGUCGAAACCAUGGAGGGUCUUGGACUUGAAAGGUCUCUAACAUACGUCUACGUAAAGGGAGUGAGAUGGCAGUUUUAUGUCUCAGCUGACCAGUUGGGGCGCUUGGGUGAUUUCUGCUUGGUUAGUAGUGGAUGGAGAAGAACCAUGCCCUUCCUCUUUGUCCAGGUAGAUUUGGUUGUUAAAUAGCAGUUCCUGUCGAUAGUGGAUUUACUGCAAGGAAGCUACCAUACCUGCUUGGGAGCCAGUGAAGGACAAGUCCGGGCACAAGUCCCGAGGGCCAGCAGGUGUCCUUGUAGCAGAGCAGUUCCUUGCCCCUUUGGUCUUGAGCAUGCCGAGUAUCCCCCUCAGCGCAGGCUUUGCAGCUGGCCCAGGAAAGGGAAAAAAAGUUGUGUUUUCUGUUUUGUUUUUGUAUUUAAAUAUUUUCUACGCUGGGCAGGGGAGGGGACUGUUGAGGUUUUCUCUUUCCUGCUUCACAAGUUAGCUUCCUUUCCUCCCUGACUCCCACCCACCUGCUGGGCACUGGACUUCACUUUCUUCCGUGGGUCUCUGUAACUGACUUGAGUCCCCUCACGCAGCUCUGAAGGUACUGAGUGCCAGUGGAAGGUCAUUUCCUUUGUGCACGUUCAUUCAUACAGAAGCCACCGGAUGCUCAUGCAGGGGGUGGGGGCAGGGUGGAAGAGAGCAUUUCAAGUUCAGGACUUCAUUUUCACAUAGGCGAUGAGCUGGUGGCUCAGUCGAGCCAGUGCCUUGGCAGCCUGCAUUCCCACGGUAUUCCUGUGUACACUUCAGUGAGCUCAUUUUGACUUUGAAUCCCACCACUAAGCACAUUCUAAACUAUCAUGAUGAAAACGUGACUCAUGUCAGCAUCCUCAGUACAGAACCAGAGGCCACUGCUGGCUUAGACCCCACUGAACUGCAGAGCUCUGGCCUCCUGGUCCGGCCGGAGGUGCCUCCUCCGAAAAGCAUGUUAAAUGAAACCACUUUCUAGAACCCCGAGGGGCAAGCUGUAGGGAACACUUUUUAGUAGCAUACACCCAAAUUGGGGGUCAAACAUUAAGGAAGAGCUUGAGGUGGACAGAGGGGUAGCUAAUUAGGCCAUCUGAGCUGUGGUAGUGAAGCUACUGAGGAACCCUUAGAAAGCAGGAACAGAAAUACCUUUGGCCACUAACGGGAUGGCCAAGCUCCAAGAGGUGAUGGUGGCACAAGCUGAACAGCCCUGCAGGCUGGGGUGGGCAGGACUCAAGGUGGGGGCAGGGUCGGGGGAUCUAGCUACUGAAAUGAGGCCUAGGAAGGAAAAAAGAAGUUCUGAAGGUGCCAACGGAAAGACUGGGGAGGAGGUUUGCUUCAGUGAGUUAGAAAAGGCUGGGGCAUUUGACCCAUCACCCUCACAUCUUAGAACUUCCAGGCUUUCUACCUCGACUCGCCACAGCCAGCAGAUAAACCUAGGCUGUUUUUCCUUCAGCCCCACACCCGGUAAUCCAAGAGCGGCUGGGAUUUGCACCUUCAGUCUCUGAGCCUGACCCCUGGAACUGACUGUCACUCAAUUGUCAGACUUGCCAUGUGGUUUUUACCAUGCCAGUGAAAUUUUGGUUUUGAAAUUAUUAAACUUCGCUUUCUCAUCAGUUUCACUUUUGGAGCUAUUCUUAUCCCACUCCCAGGUUGCCAGGGACGUCCUUGGAGCUUGAAUUGGGCCCAUCAGAGCAUGGUGGCAGUGUGGGGAGAGGGUCAGAGGCACGGUGGCACUGGUGGGGGUCUCUGAGAGGAAAAUGCAAAUGACUGUAGAAGUAGUGAACAACCACAUAAUAGUGCUCACUGUUAUUUGUCAAUAGCUACUUUUUUUUUUUUUUAGCGUAGACACCAGAGCCACACACUCAAAUGGCUGAGUAAGUUAUGACCUCUCUUUGAAUUCUUACUGAAUAGCUCAACUGUUGCGUUCAAGUUUUCUGACCAGUUGAGAAAUUACCUUUCAGUCUUCAUAUCAUCACAGAUGCAACAGCAGGGGAGCAGGGAGGGGAACUCGUGACACUGAGCCACUAAAACAUGGACUAAUUUUUCAGACAUAUCUUCAAAUGGACUGUGCUGUUUUUGUCUCAAAGCUACCAAGUUUGUGCAAUAAGUGGACAGGAUGUCAUCCCUGUUCAGUAAAACCUGAUGACAUUCAAGUUGAUUUUCUAGACCACUGAGAAAAUCUUUAUUUACAAUAAAUUUCAAUAAAAUUUGCA
This is a messenger RNA of Cynocephalus volans (Philippine flying lemur), 3082 nucleotides long. It is a transcript of the gene SNN, whose product is annotated as stannin. The record is from RefSeq and is a predicted model, not a curated record. Lineage: Eukaryota; Metazoa; Chordata; Mammalia; Dermoptera; Cynocephalidae. The transcript is spliced from 2 exons. Bases 164 to 430 code for a protein of 88 amino acids. Gene Ontology annotation, cellular component: mitochondrial outer membrane.